Messenger RNA from Penaeus vannamei (Pacific white shrimp), 8169 nucleotides. NCBI's taxonomy places the organism in Eukaryota, Metazoa, Arthropoda, Malacostraca, Decapoda, Penaeidae. The record is from RefSeq and is a predicted model, not a curated record.
AGAUGAUGGAGUGUGGCCGUUGUGGUGAGUGGAUUCAUGCACAUUGUGAAGGUCUCAACAAUGAGCGCUAUCAGAUCUUGAGCUUCCUUCCAGACACUGUUGAAUAUGUGUGCCGGAGCUGUGUGACUGAGAGCACCUCCACAUGGCUACAUGCUGUGAGCAGUGAACUCAUGGCUGGGUGUGAGGCAGUUCUCCAAGCCCUCAUAGCUAGCCGGUGUGCCAAGCAUCUGGUGAAGAGAGAAGCAUCUUCAAAAGUGUCUUCCUCAGGUGGGUUGACCCCGCUACCUUGCUUGCCUGAGGUGGGGACCAGCAUUCAGGCACGGAUUGAUGAUGCACUAGUAGAGAGGGUGGAGGGCCUUGAUUCCCUUCUGCCUGCCACUAAUACCAACACAGUUGCAGUGGAAUCUCACAGUACUACGACCUCUGCUGAAUCUAAUACUGGGGAAGUGUCUCCCCUCUCAGGAAGUAAUGUUUGUGUCAGCAUAACAACAGUGGCAGCAGGAGACAGCUAUGUGUCUUCAACACUGGAAGGCACGAGUAGUUCUAGUGAUACCAGUCACAUUGUUGGUUCUGUAGAUGAUUUGGGUGUUGGUGCACCCCAGACCUCUAGCAAAUCUGAUGAUUGUGCAGUAGACACAAACAAGAACUUUUCAGCAUCAUUGUGUUCAGUAAUUGUAAAUAGAACAGACAUUCCUCAGGAGGGAGCGGGUGAAUCUAGCAAGCUAUCUGGGGACCAGACGGCUUGCUUUAGUGAUAAUCAGUCUGAAAAUGUGGCAGCUAAUAAGAGUACAGGUAAAAGUGGUUGUAUAACUGUUGCUAAAGACAAGAGUGAUCUCAAGGGAAAAUCAAGCAAAGAAAAGAAUGCAGAUGAAUCCAAGGCCAUUUCCCGCAGACAAACACGGUCUUCUUCAGGAGGUGUAGCGCUCUUGGGCUCAGCUGGCAGCAUUGGUAAUGCAGCAGACCCUAUCAAAUUAAAAGAAUGUUCAGUCAGGUUGGAAGAUAUAUGUAAAGCAAGAUCUCCUUCCUCAUCCCCAAUAAAGACUCAGCAGAGUGAGAUGGAAAAUGUACCUGUGGUAGAAGACAAAAAAACAGAAGAAACAUCAAAAUCUCAGGAAACCAUAGUUGAAGAUACCUUGAUUAAAGACAGUGAUGAGAGAACUACAGAAUCACUAGAGUCCCUUGAGGAAAAGGAAUUGGAGAGGGAAACAAGGGAUACUCUGCAAGGUAUCUUGGCCUUAAAGGACACAGAUGUUUCUUGUACACAGGUUGAUGGUCCAAAUGAUGAAACAACAGCGACAGCCAGAGUAAUAAGGAACCUCUUCUUUGAAGACAGAAGCCAAAUGAUGCUUGACACAACAAGCUUGUUGGAGAGUAAGACCAAAGUUGAUGAGAAGAAUCUUGCCCAUGUGGAGGCUCAGUUGAUCAGUCCCAAGGACAAGAUUACCAAAGAUAUUGAUGAUGAUUGUGUAAGCAGUGAGGAAAGUUCUUAUUGUGAUACUGACACUGAGAUAGAGAGUAUUCAAGAUGAUCCAGAAGAGCCAAGAGAUUUGUUAUCAGUAAAGGAGAAACUCAGGGAACGCAAGUAUGACUCGGUAUUGCAGUUCCAUGUUGAUAUGGUGAGGGUUAUUGAGAAUGGAAGACACCUCAACCGAAGCCAGACGCGCAAUGUGCAAGUGACAUAUACCAAGCACAUGAAGGAGUGCUUUCCUUGGUUUGACAUUAAAACUGCAAAUGUUUUUGAGUUAGUAGAUAAGCAAAGACCUUUUCCUUUACCACAUUGGGAUCACAGUUAUGUUUACCGUCCUAUGUUAUCAGGCACUCGCAUUUUCUCAGUGCGUGAUGUUCCCCUAUACAGGAAGCGGUCAACUAGCCCUUUGAAAGGUGCCCAGGCAAGUCCACCAGAUCGCCGUAAGUGUGUGCUGUGUGGUCGAGAAGGUGAUGAUGAACCCAAUGCAGCUGGCAGACUUUUGUAUCUUGGACAGGAUGAAUGGAUGCAUGUUAACUGCGGCCUCUGGUCAUCUGAAGUGUAUGAGGAAGUUGAUGGAGGUCUUCAAAAUAUCUACCUGGCUGUGAGCCGCGGGCGGUUAAUCAAAUGCUCGGCCUGCAAUGAAAGAGGAGCAACUGUUGGAUGUUGCCACAAGUCAUGCCAAGCAACAUAUCAUUUCCUCUGUGCCAGAAAAGCUUGCUGUCAGUUUAUGGAGGAUAAACGUAUUUUUUGCCCCUUGCAUGAGAGUACUUCAAAUGGUGAAGAGAAAACUGAUGACUUCAAAGUGAGUCGCUGUGUUUAUGUUGACAUGGAUUCAGAAAAGAAAAAGUGGAAGCAAGUUGCUGGGAACCGUGUUAGUAUUAUCAUUGGAUCCUUAACAAUCAAGAAUGUUGGAAGAAUUGUACCAGAAUCAGACAGUGCUGAGGCACUCAUUCCUUUAGACUUUUUAUGCAGUCGUGUUUACUGGAGUACAGUUGACCCAAGCAAAAAAGUCACAUACACUUGCCGAACAAAGCGUGUAGUUCCUGCAUUUGACGAUUCGACCUUGGUAGGUGAUGCAGCAUUUCACAGAACUAUAGAUCAUUCCCUUGGUGAAGAAGCUGUCUCCAAGGAAAUGGCUGCAGUUAGAAAAUGGUUCAAACAGUUGGAAGAACGUAAGGUGGAGAAGAAAUCACGUGAAACAAACAUCAUACCUCCUCAUCUUUGUCCUCUCUACCGCAGCAUCAGGGAAAGGGAGCAGGAGACCAGGGUUGUAGAGAAAAUUGUACGGUGCCGCACUCCUCCAGCCAUUGUGGAACUUGAUGUCCGACAAUGCAUAGAUGACAUUAUUGACAGAGUAAGCCGGUCAGUUGAAGAAGAGAGCUUGCUCUUGGAUACAGACUUGCCAGCUAUUGUUAGUGCUGAUGACAAUGAAUUAAUCUCUAUGGUGCUGAAUGAUCUCGAUGCUUGUGACUCCAUAACUCUCCAGUCUACCCCCUCAACCUCAGGCAGACCAAGCCCACUAGAUAUUGACUUCCUGAGCACCUGCGAUCAUAUGAUGGACUCAGGGAAGGUGUCUCACUCAGGAAACUUGACUCAGGAGGCUCAGGAAACCGAAUGUGACCCUCAAGGGAUAAUGGAUGCUGCCAGCCUCUCUCCCCGGCUCCACCCAACCCUUGCUGCUGGCAUUGACCCCAUCCAUGAAACGUACCGGGUAGAAUCUCCGAAUGCUGAUGUUAAGGAACCCAUCAUUGAGACUAUAGCUCCUCCCUCAAUGCAGGACCUUGGUUCGGUGCCUUCAAGUUCAACAAAAUCUCUACAGAACACCUGCAAUAGCUCUCAGAACAUGUCUGCUAGUGGAAACAGAAAUAGUAGUGGCAGUAAUACAACCAGUAGUUGUAGCACAUGUAGCAGUGAAAGCAAAUGUGGUAGCACAAGUAGCAGUAACAGUAGCAGCAGUAGUUCAAGUAGUUGCAGCACAGCAGAAGAGAGUAGCAGUCCAGAGAGAUGUCCUGCAGGUACCUUGAGUACCAGCAGUAGCCCUGACAGCUGCUCUCGUGUCAACUCGGACAACAGUGUCAGCAAUGACAGCAACAAUGGUAGCACUGAUAGCAAUAGUGGCAGUGAAUCUUCAUCUCAGAGUGCUAGCGGAAGCAAUCAGAGUCCCACAGCCAUGGCUUCAGGGAAAACAAACUCUCUCAAACAGAUUUGCCGAGUUUUGCCAAUGCCCUCAACAAACAGUCGCCGCUCUUCUUCAGCAAGUGAACAUAGUGAUGCCAUUGGUCAUGCUGGUCACAAUCACUCUCCUCCUGCAGCCAAUCAGUCACCAAGAAACUCUGAUGAGAAUGAAGGAAACAGCACAGCAGGACGUGGAAGUGAACGCAAGAAGAUAUGUAUGAAGAGGAAUUAUAAGACUGUAAUCAAGAAAUACCCCCUCAGAAGUGGCAUGAGGAAAAGCAAGCCCUAUGAAACUGUUCAGAUAGAAAUCAAUGAAACAAUAGAGAUUCCAGGGGGUGAAGGAUCAGGAAUGGUGCGCAAAAGUCUAAAAAGAAAAUGGAGUGGUAUCCUGGACUCUGAAGAAGAGGAGGAUAACAAUCAAAAAGAAACUGGUAUUGAUCAAGAGGGACAAGAAGAAACUACAAAUCGUAGCAGUGAUGGGGAGAAUUCCAAGGAAAACUCAGUCUCUAAAAAAGUGUUAAAGUUCUCAGAUGACAACAAUGACAUUACAGUCAGCAUUGUCAACAACAACAACCUUUGUGAGUUUUCUAAGUCUCGCGUUCACAAGUAUCGCCACAAGACUGUUCUCCAGCUGGAUGGUGCAGCGGAUGGCUCAUCCUCAAGUGCAGAAAUGAGCGAGAGCCAGGAUGAAGGCACAGGAGAAGAGAGGCGAAGACUGCAGGAGCAAGAAGACCCUCAGACUCCCCCUCUGCACUCGGCACUGGCCAUGCGCAUCAAGGAGCAGUCUCUUGCCAGGAGCUCACCAGGAGAAGAAGGGCCUUAUAAGUGUGGCAAGUGCAAAAGACUUUAUAGAACAAAGGAGAGCUAUCAGAAACAUAUAGAAACAUGUACAUUUGAAGUUGACAGUUCAAGCACGUCAGAAGAUGAAGAAUACGAGGAAGUUCACAUAGAAGAGGAGGAAGAGGGUACUUCAAGUACACUCCCACACUUGCAGGAGGAGAAAAUAGAUGAUGUCAUUCAGGAAAACCUCCAUAUGCCAUCCCUCAGUGAGAGAGAAGAAUAUCCUUCUAUCAGUCAGCAUAAUGUACAUGUUCCAUUGCUGUCUGAAGAUUCUGUGAUGCCCAAUACCUCUGCAAACCAGCCAUCUGAUAUUGAUGUCUCAGCUCAGUCAGUUGAUGACACCAAACCUUCUGUGGUUGUUGAUCUUGAAGGGCAUGCAAGGCCAUCAGGGGAGGAACCUGCUGUUAAGAGGGCAAGACUGGAUGUCACUCUGCCACGUCUGCACGGGGUACACCGGCAGGUACGGACAGCCAUCAAAAAGUGCCAAAGUACUAGCGAGGAUGUGGAACUACUGCAGGUUGUGCGAGGUCCCCCCCCUCCAGGGAGUGAUGUUUUUGUACCACCUCCAGUAUCUCCAGUUAAGUUCAGUCCUGUUGUCAAAAAGAGUGCCAGUCCAAGGCGCUACACAAAUGUUAGGUUACUGAGAGGCAGUCGUGGGUACCAAUACCGCCGUGCGGCCCCUCACCUUCCAGGCCCACAUGAGCAUUAUCAAGGUACAAAUUCUGGUGUGCAGAUGACACCUUCAGCUGCUCCUGCUCCAAUCCAGGUGGCUAUGCAUCCCAUGACUAACAAUUCUGGUCAGAACCUGGCCCAAGGUGCUCUUGCAGCCUUUCAGCAGUUUCCUGGACAGUCUAGCCAAUAUGCAGGUACACCUCAGUUGACCUCCCCAGUUACACACCUGACCUCUGCUGUGCAAGUGACACCACAAGUGACCUCACAGGUUGCACCACAAGUGUCUCCUCAAGUCAGUCCCCAGGUUCUGACUAUGGUGUCUGCCCCAUCUGUUGCGGUCCCACAAGGAUACACCUUGCAGUAUGUAGGUAGCUUCAGAGAUGGUGAGGUGGCUGCAGGAGGAGGGGGACUAGUCACCUACCCAGCUGCUCCUGUUGUAGUCCCUCAGCCACAGCUAGUCAUGACUCCCCAGCAGAGUUCAGUAGUUGUACCACAAGUUGUGAACACCAAUAUCACUUACACCUUCACUGCUCCAGAGACACUGGUUAUCAAUCAGCCAGCCAUGGUUCCAGGAAUGCAGUCUGUUCAGUACCUUCCUCAGCAGCAGCAGCAGCAACAGCAGCAGCCACAAGUCAUACAUCAUCCAGAACAGCAGGUUGGUGCUGUGAUGCAGUACAAUCAAACAGGAGUUUCACCACAGCAAGUGCCUGUGUCACAUAUGCACACAGGGCAAGUGCACACUCCCUGUAUGCCAUACUCUGACAUUCAAGCAAGUCCAAUAUGUAUGCAGCCUCAUGCACAAACUGCAAUAGUGACAAGAGAGUUGUCAUUCACUGGUGGGGGAUCAAAACCUCUUCAAUCUGCACCAUGUAUUGGCUCUUCACAAAACAGGUCUUCUCAUGGAGUAGCAGUGAGUUUGCCAGUUACUUCCACUUGCUCAGGACCUAUUGCACGACAUCGUCCACAGGCCUCAGUAGCACCACAGGUAAUUCAACCACAGCCAACUCUUACCACUUCGUCCUCAGAUGUUAAUCUGAUAGAGAGUCAAGGGCAUAGCCGUUUGCCUUUCUCAGAUCGCCCUCUAACUGGUGUGGUUAGAACUGUUGCAACUGUUGCUCCAGCAAUCAUCACAACAACAACCAUGGUAUCCUUAUCAACAUGCAGUUCUGCUACUCGGCUAACAUCAAUGGACACCAGCCCGAAAGUUGCAACUGUACGUCCCCGGCCCACAUACAGUUACAGGGAUGCUAUGAGAGAAAAGCAGUUAGAGAGACAAAAGCAGCGGCAAGAAGUCCUUCAGCUAGAUCGUAUGAAUAUUUCUGACACUCACCAUGAUUUCCUGAAAGAAAGAGAAGGACUGGAUGUUAACAUCUCUGAUUCAGAAACAGAUUCUGAGACAGAAACAACUAGUCAUGAUGCAGAGAAAGAAAAGGAGGAUCAUCUUGAGACACAAUCCUACAAACUAGUGCUCCGGAAAGAUAGUUCAGCAAGCACAGGUUUCAAUGUUCUUCCAAUAUCAGGACCUACCACGCCUUUACCGUCUCCCGAAGUUAAAGAGCUGAGAAUCAAAGCUAAGGUGUCAGUUGGCCCAAAGCGAAAAAAGGCCAAGAGUAGAGACCCUGAGAAAGACCUAAUUAUUGUUAACAAGGACACAUCAAGUGACCUGUAUGUCAAUGAACAGCUACCCAAUUUUUCUGUGAAUCCAAUGCAUAAUCCCGCAGAUGAUCCUGCCAUGUUUGACAAACCAAAGGCAUGCAGUGCUGAACCAUACAUUGUAUUUGAGCUGACAUCAGAGGAUGGCUUCCGUGUGGAAUCUCGCCACAUUGCAGAGGUCUGGCAGAAGGUAUUUGAUGCUGUCGCAGCUGCAAGAGCUAGCAUGAGGAUGGACCCAAAAGUUCCGCACAAUAUCCAACAACCAUCAAGCCCAGGGGACUCAAUAUCUGGCCUCCACAUGCUGGGUCUAACACAUAAUGCAGUGCAGUAUCUCUUGGAGCAGUUGCCUGGGGCUAAGGACUGCCACAAAUACUCAUUUCAGUUUCACCGAAGGCCUCAGGAGGAAGGGGCAGUGGAGGAGAACCCAACUGGCUGUGCCAGAACCGAACCCUUCAAGACGCGCUCUCCUUAUGAUAUCUUCAGCUGGUUGGCUUCCAAGCACCGCCGCAUGCCUGAACGUUCUCUUGUGCAACAGGAAGAAAUUCAGCUUUCUACAACCAGACGUGCUACAAGUCUUGAGCUGCCCAUGGCCAUGCGGUACCGACACUUGCGAGAGACUGCGCGUGAGGCUGUUGGGGUAUUCCGCUCAAGCAUUCACGGCCGAGGCCUUUUCUGCAAGCGUGAUAUUGAUGCCGGAGAAAUGGUCAUUGAAUAUGCUGGCCAGGUGAUCCGAUCCAGUCUAUGUGACAUGCGUGAAAAGGACUAUGAGUCAAAGGGCAUUGGCUGCUACAUGUUUCGUAUUGAUGAUGACACAGUCAUUGAUGCCACAAUGCAUGGCAAUGCUGCAAGAUUCAUUAAUCAUUCGUGUGAUCCAAACUGUUACUCCCGUGUGGUGGAUAUCCUGGGCAAGAAGCACAUCAUCAUAUUUGCUCUUAGGAGGAUCCUGCGUGGGGAAGAGCUAACCUAUGAUUACAAGUUCCCUAUCGAAGAAGACAAAAUCCCCUGCACAUGUGGCACUCGGCGAUGUCGCAAGUACCUCAACUGAAGCCCUCCAGAAGUGCAACUUUUCUCUCCCCUUUUGAGUCCCGUAAUCUCUUGUGAUUGGUGCCGCGUUUUUGCGUGGUGGUGCCAUCACGACAAUAGUUUUUGCACGGAAGGUAUGAAUGGUAUGUUUGUUUGCCCAGACAACAUUAAAGAAAAAAGAGAAGAAUAAUGAAUGUUAAAAAAAGUAUUAGUCAUUAUCUAUUCAGACAACUGAACUUUGCUCGUAGACAUACAAAUAUUUAGGUGAAUAUUUGUGCAUGUAUGUGUGGUGCGUGUGUGUGCCAGUGGGCACAUGCACACAUGUGCAUACAAAACAA